Messenger RNA from Salvelinus sp. IW2-2015, 1904 nucleotides. Its product is annotated as protein ZNF365. Gene Ontology annotation, biological process: regulation of double-strand break repair via homologous recombination; regulation of DNA strand resection involved in replication fork processing; telomere maintenance. NCBI's taxonomy places the organism in Eukaryota, Metazoa, Chordata, Actinopteri, Salmoniformes, Salmonidae. The record is from RefSeq and is a predicted model, not a curated record.
UCUGAAUCCAGAAAAUUAAGGGUCGCUUCCGGACACGGUAGACUCCUCCUCACCACUAUCUGAGAUGCACAUUGUGGAGUUCAAUUAAAAAAAUACGAUUUUAACGGCCUGACAGUUAAUAACAUAUAAUUUCUUAUUAAUUUAAUUGGAAAUUAUGACUAUUUUAAAUUCCAUUCAAAAAUGUAUUUGACGGCGAAGAAUAUUUAUGCCAUCAUGUGCAACGCUUAUUACAAUGACCAAUGAAGGCACUGUUCUGGUUCUAAUUGGUAGUCAGUAAACGCAAUAUUGUAGCUAUUUUACUGAAUUAGCAACAUUCCAUUGAUAUUUGGUUGCUCAUCGUCACUAGCUUAUACAUAACCAGUCCCAGGUAGGCCUACAGUAGGGGAGGCUGUGUUCAUUGCUCUCAGCUGACUAACAUUUUCACAACCCUACGCAGGAAAUCUGUGUGGGGAAUUCUUGCUCUUUUGCAUGACAUCAUCAUGCAAAUACAGCUUCCAGGUUGUAGGUGAAAUGCAGGCGAAGGUAUGCGCCAGGAGGACCUCUCUCAUCACUGAGAAUGGGCAGGCUUGUGGGGCAUCUGCGGACUCCCAGCUCCCAUUUAGGUGCCCUCGGUGUGGGGAGUGUGAGAGGUUCCAUAGCCUGGCCUCCUUGAGAGACCACCUGGAAUACAGCCACAGCUACUACCACACCAUGCACGAGCUGAGCCUCCCGACCCGCAGGGGGCACUCUCACCCAGAGAGAGUCCUGCAUGUGCGCUCCCUGAGUGACACACGAGAGGUCACUAGCUGCAUAGAGAGGUGUCGUACGCAUAGUGUGGGGACGCAGGCAGCGGAGGAGAUACAGACUGACGAAGAGGAAGAAGAGGCCCGUAAAGAUGAUUUAAAAUUCCACAAGUCCAGCCCUGGGAGAGAUCAUAUCCCAUUUCCAUUUGACAACCCUCCAGACCCAGGCAGCGAGCCUGAGGCGGUGUCCCCAGAGUGGAGUGUCUGUGCUGGGGAGGUGUCGGUCCGGCGCAGGCUUGCCAAGGUCCUGCUGGCAGCGGACAGCACCAUGCAGAGGAGGCUGCACAGGGUCAGCACGGAGCUGGCCCAGACGGACACAGAGCUGCUGUGUGAGCGUGCCCACUCCCAGCACCUGGCCCAGGAGAGGCAGGAGGUACAGGAGAGGGAGAGAGCGCUGAGCCACCAGGUGGACAUGGCCGUGAUGGUGAUCGCCACACUAAAGGAGCAGCUGAACGAGUCAGAGUACGAGCUGGAGAGGAGAGAACAAGAAGUCAUCACCAUUCAGAAUUUUCUGGAGGCUGCAGCCCAGCAUGAGAUAUGUGGUAAAGUUCGGAUCCAACGUUUCAUUGAGAACCUGCUCAAACGCAUCGCCCUGGCUGAGAGGCUACUGGAGUACUACCAGAGCUCACCCAGUCCACCAACCUACACCGAUUACAUGCACCAGACAGCUGAAAAUGGACCUCAUAGAAUAACCAAAAGCAGGUCAGCAGGUUAUCAGCUGUCACAGUCCUGUCCCCAGGAGGGUAGAAUGCACCCCUCCCAGUUAGGACGGGCGUUCCCCAAAGGCCCUAGUGAGAGAGUGGGUAACUCUGGCUACUUCAGACCUGAUCGCAGGGAUGAAGCCUGGACCCAGCGCCGCAGAUCAGCUGGAUUUGAGGACUAGGUAACCUGACCAGGGCCCGACAAAAUGAAUGUAUAUAUGAUAUGUAUUUACUYAAUGUAUAGAUAAUACUGAGCAGGGGAUGCUUUAUGGCCAUGUGUACGCUAGUUUUUGCUCCAUUCUGUCCUAGAAGUUGCUACUGUCCUAGUUUCAAUUAGGAAGUACUGUAGUAACUUGAUGGAAAUGUAUUUCUGAUCGUCAUUGAUGUUUUAAUUAGUAUUAAAUCAUACUAUUUAUGGGUG